AAAGAACAAAUCUAAAGCUAUUGUUCGUUUUAUUUUUGUUGGCUGUUGUAGUUAUGAAUUUUAUUAUUUUAUCUAAGAUGUUUUGUGGCAUCUAGUGUUCUGUUAUUAUUCUCCAUCAGGGCAUUUUUUCUUGCUAACUGAACAACAGGUGUAGCUGACAUUUGUUAGCUAGUUAGCUGCUGACGUACCUUACUAAAGGUUUUAGAGAACUUUCCCUUGAUGUGAACUGAAGAUUGUACUGCUCCCCAACAUGACACAUACACAAGCACACAUGUGUGUGUGCAUGAUCAUCACACUACUCUUUGCCUCUGGACAUGCAGAAGAAAUUAUAAAAGAUGGAACACAGAACCGUUCUCUGGUAUCCAUCCACUACCUUGCCAGUUUACCUACUCUCCGGGAUAUCAUAGUGAAAGAGGGAGCCAGCACUCUGAUUGAGUGCAAUGUCACUGGAAAGCCAGAUGACAUUCAGUGGUACAAUUCCAAAGGGCACGUUCUGGGUGCGGAAGAGGGAGGUGGGAAAUGGCUGAUUCAGGACAAGAGCUUUUUAAAUAUCACAACGGUCAGUUUUGAAGACCGAGGCCGAUACACCUGCAUAGCCUCCAGCUCGGCAGGAACCUCAAACUACACCAUCACCUUACGGGUGGCCUACGUCCACAGCGGCCUGGGCCUGUACUACGUCAUUGUUUGUCUCAUCGCCUUCACCAUCACCAUGAUCCUCAAUGUCACGCGCCUCUGCAUGGUCAGCAGUCACCUGAAGAAGACGGAGAAGGCCAUCAACGAGUUCUUCCGCACCGAGGGAGCUGAGAAGCUCCAGAAGGCCUACGAGAUAGCCAAGCGCAUCCCCAUCAUCACCUCAGCCAAGACCAUGGAGUGGGCCAAGGUCACCCAGCUCAAGACCAUGGAGUUUGCCCGCCACAUGGAGGAGCUGGCCCGCAGUGUGCCACUUCCCCAGACCAUCCUCAGUUGCAGGGCCUUUGUGGAGGAGGUUAUGGAGACGGUGCACACCUCGGUGGGGGCGACAAGCCUCCAGAAAGCUAUAGAACCAGCCAACCCAGAGGGGAGAGGUAAAACCUGUGAGGUCCAGAUGUCAGCAGAGCAGCAGGGCCCAGCAGCACAUGGCAGAGAGGAUGUUGAUGGUACCAUUGAAAACAGCCUGGACAUUGAGGUGUCUGUACACCCUAUGUCCAACUGUGAGGAUGAGAAGUGGGCUGAAGGGGAUGAGGUGUCUGUACCCAUGCUGGGGCCAUGCUCCAGUGGGAGUGUGGCUUAUGAAAGUCGCAUUUAGUCGUGCCAGUCAGGUCUUUACAACUAAUAUUUUCAAGUUAGUUGAGAGGUCAAAAGCAAAGGGCUGCUCAGAUGGCAACCACAGAUGGUGGGAGUUGAGGGGUAUUUUGUGUUUAGGAUGCUACUGCCUAUUUCAUAGAGAAAAUACACUGGAUGAAACCUAAAGAUGUUUCAGAGAUGAGGCCUUGUGGUUACUUCCCUACCUGAUAACAAUGGUAUUUGAUAGCUAUGGUGGGAGGUGAUGAGAGGAUUGUGUUCGGUUUUUACAUCUUUAUUUACUUCACUACUUGCCUCAGUUUAAAGGAAGGAUUGAUUUGGUUGUUUGCUUGUGUGUUUGUAACUUAACAAAUUAGAAAAAAUAAGAAACCUGCACACUGCUCUUGCUAGUAUCACUGCUCUUUAUUAAGCUUUAUGUAUCAGCCUUCAAAAAGCUCUGACGAAGGCCUUGAGGCUGAUAUGUAAAGCUUAAUAAAGAGCAGUGAUACUAAUGAGUAGUGUUCGGGAUUCUUCUUUUUUCUCAUCUUAUUCAACCAUGCACCUGCAACAGAGAUGGCUCAGAUGUGCGAGUGCCUUUUUGAAUUUUGUAUCUUAACAAAUAACAUGUUGUUUUUAAAAUCACUUGGAAUAUGGGUUGCACAAGGCAAUCUAGCAAAUUAAGUACAAUUUUACUUGGGGUAAUGGGUGUAAUCAGUGGUAUAAAGUACUUAAGUAAAAAAUACUUAAGUACUACUUAAGUAGUUUUUUGGGGUCUGUACUUUACUAUUUAUAGUUUAAAAACUUUUACUUUUACUUCACUACAUUCCUAAAGAAAAUAAUGUAUUUUCGUAGCCUAGUGGUUAGAGCGUUGGACUAGUAACCGGAAGGUUGUGAGUUCAAACCCCCGAGCUGACAAGGUACAAAUCUGUCGUUCUGCCCAGGCAGGUUAACCCACUGUUCCCAGGCCGUCAUUGAAAAUAAGAAUAUGUUCUUAACUGACUUGCCUGGUUAAAUAAAGGUCAAAUUUAAAAAAAUGUAAAUUAAAAAUGGUCUAAUUCACACACUCAAGGGAGCAUACCCGGUCAUCCCUACUGUCUCUGAUCUGGCGGACUCACAAAGCACAUGCUUCGUUUGUAAAUUAUGUCUGAGUGUUGGUGCGUGCCCCGAGCUCUCCGUAAAUUAAAAAAACAAGGAAAUGUGUGAAAUAUGUCUGGUUAAUUUAAUAUAAGGAAUUUGAAAUGAUUUUUACUUUUUAUACUCAAGUAUAUUUUAGCAAUAUUUCCUUUUGAUACUUAAGUAUAUUUAAAACCAAAUACGUUUAGACUUUUAUUCAAGUAGGAUUUGACUAAAUGACUUUCACUUUUACUUGAGUCUCUCUAAGGUAUAAUUUACUCAAGUAUGACAAUUGGGUACUUUUUUGACCACUUGGUGUAAUUCUGCUAUCUUUCCAGUUGGUGGGGAUGUUGCACAACUUUUACAGAGCCAACUGUUUGGUCUCUGAGGUAGAACACUAAAUAUAUUACUUUAAACUGACAAAGGUUAUAUUGGAUAACUAUAGGGCCAGUUGAUACUAAGGUUGAAUAAACAUCUCAUCUCUCAUGAGUCACACCUAAUGACAUGUGCUCUACAUACAUGACUCCUACUUGUCUACCUGUAAAACAGGUUUGUAUUAUAGAAAUGACUAUAUUGUUAAAAUUACAUUAGAAUAUAUUCAGGUUAAAUGGCAGUCAGACUGUAACUUGGCUUCAGUGAAGUAAACAGUGAUCACUAUGGGGACAAACUAGUACAGGGACAGACACAGUGUGAUGCUCUUCCUACCUCUUCUUUCUUCAGUGUGUGUUUGAGGGCAGAUUCAUUGAAUUUGACCAAAUAUGGGUAAUAUGCUAAUGACUUAAUUCCUACACCAGCCUCAAGUAUAGAACAAAGUAUGAGUUGGUUGAAUGAGUAGUGCUUCUCUGGCACUCUUAUCUUACUGAAGGACUUUGAACAAUUGCACUUCAAACAGUGGAAGAUUAGCUCAAUUUCUCAUUGCUGUUGGUCCAAAGGUGUGUGCUUGUGUGUUUUAGGGUGUGUGUUUGUGUGUUUACCUACAGUGAUUAAUUGGCCCAGCCCAAAACAAUUGAUUAUUAUCAGGGUGAAAACAUUGGGUGCCAACUCAUUAUAACCUGCUUUUUAAUGUUUGGAAUUGUAGACCUUGAAGUCUAACUUGCAGAGCUCACAAAUGAAGUGUUUAAAAAUAGUAAUAAAUAUGUCUAAAAACACAGAUUUUUUUACUUCCUUUGCAAAUCACAGAAACUUCUGAGUAAAGAUUGGCUGCCAGAUUGGCUGUCGUUGUAAUGAACCCCAGCAGUGCUUUACCCAUGGGUUAUUCAUUCAGGCAUCGGACAAUGCAAUAAUAUAUCAUCUAGUGAUUAUUCUGGGUACGGGUGGCAGGAAUGGAAUGGAAAUCCUCUGACGUCAGCAGACGGAAUGGAUAAUAAUCUCAUAUGUUGAUAUUAACUGCUUAAGUUUUGAGAAAGAGAUGUUUUGAGAAUGAGACGUGAGUAGAAAAAGCCCUGAAGCUAUUUCUUUCCUCCCAAUGAACUCUGACAUCUGAGCCUUGAACAGCUUCAACAAAAUCUUUAAAACUGUAUGGUCUGGACCAUUCCAGCUGUCAAUCCAUUUGAAACAGUCGGUUUUGUGGGGUGACUGACCUCAGCCAUUUCUAAAACAUUAUGCACUUCGCCUACACUAGUUUCUGUCUGCAAAUUGCUACCAAUUCUCUGGAUUAUAUGAGAGAUGAACAUCAGACAGCAUGAAAGGGAAAAAGAGAUACGAGCCUGAAACUGAACCCAAAAUAAUUUAAUUGAAUCCUGCCAUGAUUGAAAAAAACUCCCCUUUUUCCCCCUGCGAUAGCUUUUAUCUAACUCUUAUCUGGAAUAUACUGUAUUUGCGAAAAUAGGUCACGAUAAAGAGCAGCGUAUUAGCACACGACUGAACCAGCCUAAUAGAAGCAUUAUAGUCAUAUGUACCAGCCAAGAGAUAAGACGCAUGUUAUCACACCAGGCCUUGUAAGUCAGAGUAAGACUAAUAGAAUGGAAGCCAAUCCAGUAAUCCAGUAGUUCUCCUCUGUAUGGAACCAGAGGGUUGAGUUCCUCACACAAUAUCUGGAAAAACAAAGCAAAAUUUGAUUUAAGAGUCCUGCCGUUGUUCUGUGUGUAAAACAGAGGCAAUUAGCAAUGAUACAAUGGUGUAUUGUUCAUUAAAGGCUUUCUGUUCACUA
Messenger RNA from Oncorhynchus keta (chum salmon), 4522 nucleotides. Its product is annotated as microfibrillar-associated protein 3-like. NCBI's taxonomy places the organism in Eukaryota, Metazoa, Chordata, Actinopteri, Salmoniformes, Salmonidae. The record is from RefSeq and is a predicted model, not a curated record. The transcript is spliced from 3 exons. Bases 251 to 1285 code for a protein of 344 amino acids.